Molecule: messenger RNA, 1344 nt
Organism: Sporothrix brasiliensis 5110
Lineage: Eukaryota; Fungi; Ascomycota; Sordariomycetes; Ophiostomatales; Ophiostomataceae
Exons: 3
Coding region: 1-1344 (447 amino acids)
Source: RefSeq, a predicted model, not a curated record
AUGGCACGGCAGUUCAUCGCCCAGUGGGUCCUCCAAGAGGCCAUCACUGAGCAAAGGACGGCCAUACGGACAGCCGCCGCGCCAGUGACACUGCACGUGGAGAGCAUUUCCAACAGUCAAAUGUCUUCGUCGUUGUCUUCCUUUUCUUCCUUUCCGUCUGCACCAUCUUCCAAUCGACAGCGCGCAGGGCCUGAAGCGGAGGCAAAGCCGUCGUACCGCAUCUGCAUUGUCGACGGUUCGACUGUGAUAACAGAAAUCGACACCUCAAAACUCAACCCCGGCAACAGCGAAGUCCGCAUCGUGCCGCCAACACGGGCCACGCUGCUCGUUUCUGAGGGGGACGAUCCGACCGUGAGCGAAGGCGGGAAUGGAGGCCGCUCUGGAAUGGGACGUGGCAAUGGCCGUGAUACGUCGCAGAAGAAGAGAUCUCUCCUCAAGCUGUGCUUCCUCAGUGUCGGCGAUCUCAAGGCCGCGUCCCACGAGUUUAUGCGCAUCGGCCUUCGAUGCACCUCCUUGCCAACUCGUGACGGCCGCGCGACGCUGAGCAGAACGUCCUCUGUCGUGUCAAUGCAGGCCAGCUCACAAGGCUCACAGGAGCGGAGUUCUCCAAAGAGAACUGCGUCGGGUCUUGCACGCUCUAGCAGCCUCGUCGCCCGCACAUCGACGUCCCUUCAACCGGCUGUGCGGUCUGCGUCGACGGCGUUGGCAGCCAUGCCAGCCGAAAGACGCUCCACUGGUCCUCUGGAGAACUCCCUCAAGCGGACCUACUCCGACGCACCGCCGGACCUCGCCAAUGCUAGCAGAAUGAAGCGUCGCCAGACGUCUGUUGCGUCACAGACCACAUGUUCGCCGAGUCUCCUACGUCGCGAGUCGUCGGCUGCGGAUGUACCUAUGCAGGACGCUCGACAGCCGCCGCCCGUCAACGUCCCUGCAAGCCGAUCUCUCAGUCGGACGCCACAAUUGAUGGCCUCGAACGACGUGGACGAGCCGCCGCCGCGACGAGAACUGCCACAGUCUGUCACGAGACACCUGUCGCGGACACCGAGCCAGGACACGCGGUCAGCCAGCGCGCAUGGUCGCAGAGGCGCCACGACCGACACGGAAGUGCAGACGGCAGCGCCCUUUGUCGAGCCGGAAGUCGCUCUCCUGGCAGGCAUGGACCUCUUCCAAGAGCUGGCCAAUCUCAAGGACGGCAUGCUCAAGGAGUGCCUGAGCAUGACGAAAGCACUGGGCGCCGACGACCACGACGAGGCCGAAGCGCGUCUCGUUGCACGAUACGCCAUUGAGUUCCAUACUCGCUUUACAGAAAUCUGCACACAGCGGACAAACUCAUUCUGCAUGUAA